AUGACAUCAUUUGUGUAUUCGAUGUAUUUAACGGGGGCUGGAGGAAUAAUCAAUAGUAAUGUUGGUCUCGGCUUAGCUUUAUUUUAUGGUGGUGCUAUUCAAUUAUUAGCCGGUUUGUUUGAAUUGAAGAGAGGAGAUGUAUUCCACGCCACAGUUUUCUCCUCUUAUGGUGGUUAUUGGAUCUGUUUCGGAUUCGUUCAUUUAGAUGCCACAGGUAUUAUCGCUUCUUAUAAAGAUGAUCCAGAAAUGUUAAAAAAUGCGCUUGUCGUCGGCGGUAUUCUUGGAGGUAAUUAA
Molecule: messenger RNA, 294 nt
Organism: Funneliformis geosporum
Lineage: Eukaryota; Fungi; Glomeromycota; Glomeromycetes; Glomerales; Glomeraceae
Source: the annotation of a GenBank genome assembly